This is a messenger RNA of Sebastes umbrosus (honeycomb rockfish), 2590 nucleotides long. It is a transcript of the gene fastkd4, whose product is annotated as transforming growth factor beta regulator 4. NCBI's taxonomy places the organism in Eukaryota, Metazoa, Chordata, Actinopteri, Perciformes, Sebastidae. Gene Ontology annotation, cellular component: mitochondrial matrix; ribonucleoprotein granule. Gene Ontology annotation, molecular function: RNA binding. Gene Ontology annotation, biological process: mitochondrial RNA processing; regulation of mitochondrial mRNA stability. The transcript has 11 exons. Bases 216 to 2108 code for a protein of 630 amino acids. The record is from RefSeq and is a predicted model, not a curated record.
AGCCAAUCACAGCUGCGUCCGCAAGUCACAUGACACCAUCCCAGCAACGUCAUUUUCAUGCGUCUACCUCUGACAGAUAGCUGCUCCAUGUGAACCAGCUUUCACCAAAGUUAUCCUUAAUCACCGGUUUGGUGUGGAGCGGUGAUGCCAGUUGCUGAAUUGUGAGAAACCUUUUCUCUCCUUUCCCUACCUGUGGUCUUGUCUCUCAGACCCCAAUGGCCAGCCGCCUCUUGGGCAGAUAUGCCCGUCUGCUCUGCAGGGCCUCCUCCUCCCAGACAUCAGCUGCUGCCCGCCUGCCUCCACCUGUGGCUGGGCCUGCAGAGGUGCAGAGGGCUCAGGGCUGGCCAUGGGUCACAGAAAGGUUAAUGUGCAAGGGAAGGACAGUUACCAAAGAAGACCCCGUUCCAAGCACGCCUUCACGCACCCAGCUGGAUGAGUUGGUGGAUAAAGCAGAAGUGCCAGAGGACAUCCUGCUGGCCUGGGCAGAGCAUGGACAGAAUGGUAAUCAAGCUGCCAAUGCCCUGAUGAAGCUGGUGCUAAAGACGAAGGGCAAGUUUAUGGAACAAAAAGCAAAACUGAUGACGGAUUCGAGGCUACUGGAUAUGAUGGAAACUGUGUCUCGGGAGGUGUCCUCAGUUUGGAAUGGCAAUUUAGUGUCCGUCUUGCGAGCUUUCUGGAUUAUGGGUGUGCCCUCCAGUGAUCCAGUACUCACUUCUGUCCAGACUGAGGUCCUGUGGCGAGUCCGUAGGCUCAGCUACAGGCAGCUGGGCUUCCUGGCGGAUUGGGGAGCAGGCAGGAAAGGACAGCAGGAUGUGGCGAUAGUGAACGCUGCAUUAAAACAGCUGGAACUGCGCUGGACUGAAAUCACUGAUUCUAAAACUGUCAGCGCACUGAUAUCCAAUGGACAACGCAUGUCACCUACGUUGAUAGACAGACUUGAAGACAAGGCUUUGGAGCUCGCAGAGGGUUUUUCAGCAGAAGAGAUCCGCAAAGUCUGUGUAUCGUUGGCAGCUCAGAACCGCAGGUCUGUCCCGCUGCUCAGAGCUUUGUCAUACCACCUUCUCCAGAAGCCGUCGGCAGAGUUCACCACUCCACUGAUAAUGGACAUGGCUUUUGCAUACGGGAAGUUGAAUUUCCACCAUUCUCAGGUAUUUCAGCGAAUGGCCUCCGAGUUGUUACCCAGAGUCCCUAAACUCAGCUCUGCUGAUGUCACUCGCUGUGCUAAAUCACUGGGCUUCCUCAAGUGGCUCCACAUCCCUCUCUUUGAGGCCUUUGCGGAGCACUACACCGACAACAGUCAGAAGUACAGUACCCUUCAGCUCUGCAAUCUGCUCAUGACUUUUGCCAGACUGAGCUUCCAGCCCAGCAAAGGAGAAGACUUCUAUAGCAUGGUUCACUCUGUGCUGGAGGGCUCUCUCUCUGGCCUGGAGCCCUUCUUACAGACAGAUGUGGUGUGGGCUCUGUGUGUGCUGCAGCAGGCCAAGCCCCACUACCUCACCCCCCUCACACAACCGAGUCACGUUACCAAACUGUCAGAGGGCAGUCCAGCUCGAGUGGAGAACUAUCGGCUGAAGCUCCUCCAUGUUGCUGCUACUCUCCACUUAGAGCACUUGUGUUCUUCAGAUACUCCAUCCUCCCCGAGUGCCCUGUCCGUCCCGGCCAGCAGCUCCCCCCCUUCUCCCAUGCAGAGCAGUCUAACAGAGGCUUUACAGAGUUUGGUGGGUGGGAGGACCGAGGCCCUUCGCACUGGGGUUGACACUGUUUAUGGAUGGACUAUUGAUGGUGAGCUGGUAGUGGACUGUGACAACAAACCAGUCGACAUGUCGAUGCUGAAAGCCCCUCAUCUUCCCAGUGGAGGAGGUGACCAGGUUUUACCUGUCGGGGCACAGCGACUUGCUUUCGUGGCUUGGGAAUUUCCAAACUUUGGCUCAAAGAGUAAAGACCUUCUGGGACGGUUUGCCAUGAUGAAGCGACAUCUCCAGUUGGCUGGCUUCAUCACAGUGGAGGUGCCAUAUUAUGAGUGGCUGGAGCUGAAGACAGACUGGCAGAAACUGGCUUACCUGAAGGAUAAAAUGGGGAAGGCUCUGGCCGAGGACAUGGCCAAAUGAACCGAUCGGUCUUGAGUGAAUUUGCAGACUCGGCUAAAUCAGAGCGUUCCCAAUCUAAUGGGACCACGGAGGAAUACACACACGCACACCCACGUUCACACUCAUACCGGAGCAGCAUUGCAGAAAAGCUCUCUCAUACUUUGUCAGGAUAAAAAAAAAAGAAAAAUCAUAUUUUCACUCUGGUUCCCUUGGCAACGUGUGGGGCUUUCCCUGUUUCCAUGGUGAUGACGAGCGAGAGUUUUGGAGCCAGAGAGAGAGACAGAAAUAAACACAACAGCGAGUCCUUCUGUUGAAAUGAUAUGAUCAACAACUGUUUGCAUCUGCGAGUGACAUGUCAAAACAGAAGCACCCGGGCCAUUUGUAGAAGUUUGGCCAAAACGUUGGGCUUAAAAUCAGCAUGUGAAUAGAUUGGAAUAACUUAAUUAUAACUCUGUGAAUGUGUGACAUCUUGUGAUGAAAUAAAUUAUUUUAUUUCCAAUUUU